AUGUUGCUCCCAUCGGCUUUAUCAUGCGACAUGCGCCGGCCUGUGAGCCGUUCGCGCCUCACGCCGAGCCGUCUGUUGACCACGCCGCCCCCGUCAGACGAUGACUCCCCACCAGGCAACGGUCUCCUGGGCACCUGUCGCGCACUUCAGUCCCUUCUGCGAUCGCCCUCGCCCUCUCCGCGACGCACAAAACCUCAACGUCUGCAAAGUCCCCUUGAAAUCCGACCUGCGCCUUCCGCCCGGUCGCGGAAGCCUAAGACCCAUUCAUCCCACCAACAACCACAAUCCACCACCACCGCCACCACCACCACCAUCACCCUCCGACCCAGACAACCCUCCCACACUCCACAAUCGCCUCCUCCCCGCGGUGCCAACAAACGACGCCGCGAUUCUUGCGAAGACGACGACGAUGAAGAAAUUCAAGACUCCGACGUCAUGCGCCAUCGUCGCAUCCGCUUCUCCACCCCCAAACGCCCCAGACACGUCCCCUACGACCUCCCACUAGGCCUCUCCCAAUCCGACUUCUACACCCUCCACUCUCCCCCAAUCACCCAGUCUCCCCCAUCGCCGGUCAUCAGUCGUCAAAUUCAGCGAGUUGAUGCUGACGCUGACGACGAUGGCCCCGCGCCGUACAACCCCGACGCCGCACUGCCCUCCAUCGAGGAAGCAGACGAGACGUCACCGUCGUCGUCCGCACCUCCAGCACCAGACUCCGUCCCGGACUGGUCCGCAGACGACGAUCAGCGCCUCGUGCAGGUCGUGCUGGAGAAGUUCCAGCUGUCGCGGGGCGACUGGGACGACUGUGCUGCGCGCAUGGGCCUGGACCAGGCUAGUGUGGGGCGAAGGUGGCAGGCGCUUGUGGGUGAUGGGAACGUGGGAUUACGUCGUGGGGGACGCAUGACGAGGGGGAGGAUUGAUGAGAUGUGGAUGUAAUUUCUUUAUUUUUCUCUUUCUCUUCCUAUGUGGAUGUAUUUCUAUUUGUGUUUGUUUGUGUUUAUGUUUCUUGUUUGAUGCGUGUUUGACAGCCGGAGCUUUCCCUUUUUUUCCCCACCUGGUUGUUUUCGUCGUUUCUUUUGUACUUUUUCAUUCCUUUUGUUUUUGUCCUUGUCGCGACAUGAUGUAAUCUAUGGAUAUGGGAUAUGGGAUGGAUGGAUGACGGAGUUUUCUUUUUCUUAUUUGUCUUGUGGGUUGAUUGAUUGAUCUUCCUUUGUUUUAUACUGCACAUGGUUAUAUCCCCUGUUUCUACCUUUUUCUUUCUCUUCCCUUCUUGUCUUGUCUUUCUUAUAUUCUCCAUUUCCUUCCCAAUUGG
Messenger RNA from Aspergillus campestris IBT 28561, 1309 nucleotides. RefSeq lists its product as uncharacterized. Bases 1 to 933 code for a protein of 310 amino acids. The transcript has a single exon. Lineage: Eukaryota; Fungi; Ascomycota; Eurotiomycetes; Eurotiales; Aspergillaceae. The record is from RefSeq and is a predicted model, not a curated record.